Spinacia oleracea (spinach) is the source of this 1325-nucleotide messenger RNA. RefSeq names its product mitogen-activated protein kinase 7-like. The transcript has 3 exons. NCBI's taxonomy places the organism in Eukaryota, Viridiplantae, Streptophyta, Magnoliopsida, Caryophyllales, Amaranthaceae. Gene Ontology annotation, biological process: protein phosphorylation. The record is from RefSeq and is a predicted model, not a curated record. The coding region runs from base 1 to 1176 and encodes 391 amino acids. Gene Ontology annotation, molecular function: ATP binding; MAP kinase activity.
AUGUCGUGUCUUCCAGGUAUCGUCGUGUCACAGGUAAACAUCGCGUCAGAUGAGCAGGUCGAGUAUGACAAUAGUCGACAAAGGUCCAAGCGACAUAAGACUAGCGACAGGAUACUAGCGACAAAGAAGCAAAGAACAGUAGUUUCCAGAGAAGAAGGUAGCUUGUUCGAAAUCGAUGCUAAGUACGAACCAAUUGAUAGUAUUGGUAAGGGAAGUUACGGCAUUGUUUGUUCUUGUCGCAACACGGAUACUAACGAGAAGGUCGCUAUCAAGAAGAUAUCGGACUUGUUUUCGAGUCAAGUUGAUGCAUUGAGGACACUGAGGGAACUUAUUAUACUAAGGAACAUUCGUCAUCAUAAUGUUGUUCAAUUGAAAGAUGUUAUGAUCACUUCUUCUAAGUCUACUUUUAAAGAAGUUUAUGCCGUUUAUGAAUUUAUGGAUAGCGAUCUUCACCAAAUUAUUCAGUCUCCUCAGCCUCUUUCUCCUCAUCACUGCCAGUAUUUUAUGUUUCAGUUGCUUGAAGGGGUCAAGUAUCUUCAUUUGACGAACAUCAUUGACCGUGAUCUGAAACCAGCAAACCUCCUUAUCAAUGCAAACUGCGACAUGAAAAUAUGUGAUUUUGGUCUAGCAAGAACAAGUGGAGGUGAUGGUGGUGAAUUUAUGACAGAGUAUGUAGUAACACGUUGGUAUCGUGCACCUGAACUACUCAUCUGCAGAAACAGUUAUGACACAUCUAUUGAUGUUUGGUCAGUUGGUUGUAUCUUUGCUGAAAUACUAUUACGACGACCCUUAUUUCCUGGUCAUAAUCCCCUCGACCAAUUGAAACGUGUUAUUGACUUCCUUGGAAGCCCUACUGAAUCUGAUCUUGAUUUCAUCGACAACCCAAAAGCAAUCAAGUUCAUCAAAGGACUUCCUCAUACAAAAGGGGUCUGUUGGAAGGCUAUGUUUCCUGAAGCUGAUUCUUUAGCCUUAGAUUUGUUGCAAAGAAUGCUUGUUUUCAACCCUAAGAAGAGGAUUACUAUCGCUGAUGCCCUUCAACAUCCUUAUCUGUUUGAUUUGUACGACCCUACAAAAUAUCCACCUUCUCAGAAGACGCUUGAUGUCAAUAUUGAUGCAUACGUAGGGGAGACUAAUCUUAGAGAUAUGCUUUGGAGAGAGAUGUCAUUUUAUAAAUAACUCCAGUCCAAUUGUUUAAUUGUCAAUUAAUUAACAACUUCUGUAUUUGUUAAUUAUCUGUCACCAAGAAUAUAAAAGGAUGUAUUAUGUAUAUUCACUCCCAUGAGUUACUUUAAUUUUCAGAAAUAUAUAUCUGUACCAAUAUUAUU